Molecule: messenger RNA, 1492 nt
Organism: Cyprinus carpio (common carp)
Lineage: Eukaryota; Metazoa; Chordata; Actinopteri; Cypriniformes; Cyprinidae
Product: mercaptopyruvate sulfurtransferase
Biological process (GO): transsulfuration
Cellular component (GO): mitochondrion
Molecular function (GO): thiosulfate-cyanide sulfurtransferase activity
Source: RefSeq, a predicted model, not a curated record
AGUAUCACACCGACGUAAUACGUGAGCUCUGGCUGAUUCAUUGCUCACUAUUUGCAACAUCACCUAAGUUAACGUUACUGAAGGGGCGCGUGAGAGAAACAUGGCUGCUCAAGCUCGAGCUCUCGUAGCGGCGCGAUGGCUCGCGGACGCCGUCAAAAGCAACCGAGCGGGACCCAAUCUGCGGAUACUAGAUGCAUCUUGGUAUCUACCUAAAAUGAAACGCAACCCCAGGGCCGAGUUUGAAAUAAGUCACAUCCCCGGAGCCUCGUUUUUCGACAUCGACGAGUGUUGUGACAAAAGCUCCGAGUUUGACCACAUGCUGCCUACCGAGGGCGAGUUCGCACACUAUGUGGGUGACCUGGGAAUAGGGAACAACACUCAUGUCGUCGUUUACGACGCCAUUGACUUCGGCUCGUUCUCUGCUCCACGGGUGUGGUGGAUGUUUAGGGUGUUCGGGCACACGUCGGUGUCGGUUCUGGACGGCGGGCUCAAGAACUGGUUAACGGAGGGUCAUCCGGUCACCGAGCAAUAUAGUAAACCAGCGCGCGCCGAGUUCAGGGCGUCCUUAAACAAGUCCUGGGUCAAAACUUAUGAAGACAUUUUAAACAAUAUUAAAACCAGAGAAUUUCAAGUAGUCGACGCCAGAGCCAAUGGAAGAUUUCGUGGGGUUGAACCAGAGCCGAGGGAAAACACCGAGCCUGGUCAUAUUCCUGGAUCGAUCAACAUGCCUUUUCCCAGCUUCCUGGACUCGACGUCAGGUCUAGAGCGUCCUGUGGAGGAACUCAAGAAGCUCUUCCAGCAGGCCGGCGUUGACACGCAGAGGCCCUUCUGGGUCACCUGUGGCUCAGGUGUGACAGCCUGUCACAUCGGCCUCGCUGCUCACCUGUGCGGCCAGCCGGGGGUCUGUCUGUAUGAUGGCGCGUGGGCCGAGUGGUUCACCAGAGCUGCACCUGAACAUGUGAUCUCUGAGGGAAAAGGAAAACAGCCACGCUGAAUGGUUUCUUAGACCCUUACUACACCAUUCCACCGAAAUAAAGACUAACAGAAUCACUAGAGUUUUAAUCGAGGCCUUAUUUGUAUCAGAAAUCAUGCAUAGAAAGACUAUUAAGUACUGCACUAUUCCACUAUUCACUAUUUCAUAUGCAUUAAAGCCCCUUUUCUGGUUGCAAUAACAGUUAUGUAAAUCUAGGAAGAGAGUUAAAAGAAGGCAUAAGCAGACAGUUAUGCUUUAGCAAUUCAUAAAUCAGAUGUCAAGAGUACAGAAUAAAAAAAUACUUCAGAAUGAGUUUCUAGAAGGUAAUUAUAUAUGAUGUAUCAUCUUUAUAUCAGUAUAAAUGAAUUAUUUAGCACCACAGCGUUUAAGAAGGAAAUGUUAAUAAUCAACAAUUCCCCAUUUAAUUUUUAGGCAAUAGAAAUGUGAAAAAUAAACUAAAAUGAGUGACUGUUUUCUUUAUAUUUCAGAGUUUAUCUAAUAAAUACAAUAUACUGUAAA